AUGUCGUAUCCGAGUCAUCUAACCGUGGCUGCAACAAGUGAGACAAAAACCGAUAAAAGCCAUACCAAUUUCAAUCGGCCCGCUGCACCUAGUGACGACUCAUCGAAUUUGCCUCAGUUGCCAUCGUCUCCGAGAACGAAUUCAAAAUAUCUUUAUUAUGUAAAUGCCGAACCAACUCAAAAACAAUCAAUAACGCCAACUCCAUCGCCACUAGUAGUAACACCAACACCAUCGCCAACGCUAGCAACACAAUCAACAUUAACAUCACAUGGUCGUCGAAAACUAAGUGCUAUUUCAUUAACUGUCCCUUGGUAUAAACGAACUCGUGUACCUAGCGACGAAAAACUUUCACAAAAAACUCAUAAAAUGUCUCGCGAUCGUUUAUUACCGCUCGACAAAUUAUUUAAUAGUGACUUGCAUAGACCAUCCGAUGAAGAUCAAGCAUCGCCAUUGAAUGAUUUAACUGCAUUCGAUGAAACUGUAAAAUCGAAUGAAAAAAAUAUACGAAGCGCAAAAGAAAAUGGUUAUUUGCAUAACUCAUCACACUUAAUGACCAGGCUGCAAUAUACAACGAAAGGUACGAAAGCCCUCCGUCUUUUGGGUGAUGGUAGCCGUCAAAAGAAUCGUGAUGCACAACAGGAUCAAACAUAUAAUCCAAAAGAAUCCGUUCUGUCUAAAAUUUCACCACGUGGAACUUCACAACGUCGUCUUCUAUUAAAAAAUGGCGACGUAAAUAUAUCAAGAUUCAAUAUUGAAAAACGCCGUCGACAAUAUUUAGCUGACAUUUUUACGACAUUGAUCGAUUUGAAAUGGCGUUAUACAUUAUGUUUGUUUACGCUUGGUUUUUGUCUAAGUUGGUUGGCAUUUGCAUUAAUAUGGUAUUUAUUGAUGUAUACAUAUGGAGAUUUUCACCCAGAUAAUUAUAACUCAGCGAACUAUUCUGUUUGCAUCGCUGGUGUACAUUCAUUUGCUGGUGCAAUACUUUUUUCAAUUGAAACACAACAAACAAUCGGCUAUGGUACACGUGUUGUUAAAGAAACUUGUUAUCUUGCUAUUGUUGUUAUGAUGGUACAAUCGAGUAUAGGAGUACUGUUGCAAUCGUUUAUGGUCGGUGUUGUUUUUGCAAAAAUUUCACGACCAAAAAAACGUACCGAAACUUUAAUUUGGUCGCGGGAAGCAGUGAUCUGCUUACGAGAUGGUCAAAUGACAUUGCAAUGUCGUGUUGGUGAUAUGCGUAAAUCGCACAUUGUCGAAGCGCAUGUUCGCAUGUAUUUAAUAAGAAAACGUGUGACGCUAGAAGGAGAAAUUUUGCCCUUACAUACACAUGAUAUGAAUGUUGGAUUUGAUAAAGGUGUCGAUCGAUUAUUUUUAAUUUGGCCAUUAGUUAUCGAACAUAUUAUCGAUGCGCAAUCGCCAUUAUAUACUAUGAGUCGAGAUGAUUUAGUUCAACAACGAUUCGAAUUAGUUGUUAUACUUGAAGGUAUUAUCGAAUCAACAGGUAUGACGACACAAGCACGGACAUCAUAUUUACCAUCGGAAAUUGUAUGGGGCUACCGUUUUGAACGUUUAAUUACAUUUCAGCGUAACGAUGGUUUAUAUCGUAUUGAUUAUUCACGUUUUCAUUUAACAUAUCCUGUCGAUAUGAUAACAUGUAGUGCUAAAGAACUAAACGAACUACAUGAACUAGAAAAAUGGCAUGAAAAUAAUCAAAAUAAUACUAAUACUCAUAGUGAUAAUAACAGUAAUAUGCGAGAAGAUGAACAUCAAAAUGAACGUAGUAACGAUAAUGAAAAUGGCUUUUUUCAAGAAGAUAAAGCGCCACAACAAUCACCGUCAUUAAUCUGGCAUGAAAAAAAGGAAAGCACUUUGUGA
Molecule: messenger RNA, 1872 nt
Organism: Rotaria socialis
Lineage: Eukaryota; Metazoa; Rotifera; Eurotatoria; Philodinida; Philodinidae
Source: the annotation of a GenBank genome assembly